GAGAGAGGAAGCUUUCCACAGCAUCAUCUGACAGGAGAGGCUGAGAUCCGACAGCAGGUGUUAGAGCACUAAAACUGAAUCAGACAGAGAAGUAGAGGGAGAGAAGGAAAGAGAGAAAGUGGGGAAGACAUUUGGUGGUGAGCGAUAGCAAAAUACCAUUCUGUGAAGCAGUUAAGUAAAAGGGGAGAGGUAGAAACUAAGAGCCUGUGAGAGACGGAGACAGCGAGAGGGAGAGAACAUAGUUGUAUCCAGCACUUUCCAUCAGCGUUCUCCUGACUAGGUUCUGCUGCAUAGAGCAGUGCUGAUCGUCCACUGAUCUCUUCAUCCCAUGCUGGACCCUGCCUCUGCACUCCGCUCGCUCUGCUCACACUGAUGCCUAGGCAAACAGGAUGGAAGGAUUCCUCGUAUCUCUGACACACUAGAGCCCUCGCUGUCACACUCCAAACCUCCGUAUCGCGCUCGCUCGUUAUCAAAGGGUAGCAGAAUGGACGAGCAGAGAUGCACCUUCCCUCCACCCCUCAAAACAGAGGAGGACUAUAUCCCUUACCCCAGCGUUCACGAGGUCCUGGGUCGUACGAGCCCCUUCCCCCUCAUCCUGCUGCCUCAGUUCGGAGGCUACUGGAUCGAGGGGACCAAUCACAAACCCAGUGCCACACCUGAGCCUGAGCAGAAGCCAUGUGCUGCCUCCCACAUCAAGCUGGAGACCAACAGCACAGCCAAGAUCUACAGGAAACAGUUCAUGGGCAAGGAACACUUUAAUUACUACUCCAUGGACAUCGCCCUGGGCCACCUGGUCUUCUCCAUGAAGUAUGAUGUCAUCGGGGACCAGGAGCACCUCUGCUUGCUGCUAAGGACCAAAUUAAAAACCCACCAUGAUGUGAUUCCUAUCUCCUGCCUGACUGAGUUCCCCAACGUGGUCCAGAUGGCCAAGCUGGUGUUUGAAGAGGUAAACGUGGACAGAUUUUACCCGGUCCUCUACCCGAAGGCCUCAAGGCUCAUUGUCACCUUUGAUGAGCAUGUCAUCAGCAACAAUUUCAAGUUUGGAGUCAUUUAUCAGAAGUUUGGCCAGACCACCGAGGAGGAGCUAUUUGGGAACAGUGACGAGAGUCCUGCUUUUGUAGAGUUCUUGGAGUUUCUGGGGGACAAGAUUGAGCUCCAUGACUUUAAAGGGUUCAGAGGAGGACUGGACGUCACCCAUGGCCAGACAGGAACAGAGUCUGUCUACACUAACUUUCACAACAAGGAGAUCAUGUUCCACGUGUCCACCAAGCUGCCAUACACAGAGGGAGACUCCCAGCAGCUGCAGAGGAAGAGGCACGUAGGCAACGACAUCGUGGCCAUCUUGUUUCAGGAGGAAAACACACCCUUUGUGCCAGACAUGAUAGCCUCCAACUUCCUGCAUGCCUACGUGGUGGUGCAGGUGGAGAAUGCCUGCUCAGACAACGUCACAUACAAGGUGUCUGUGACAGCGAGAGAUGAUGUGCCUUUCUUUGGACCCGCUCUACCGGACCCAGCCAUCUUUAAAAAGGGACAUGAGUUCCAUGAGUUCCUGUUCACCAAGCUGAUCAAUGCGGAGUACGCCUGUUACAAGGCUGAGAAGUUUGCCAAACUGGAGGAGCGCACGCGGUCGGCCCUGUUGGAGACCCUGUAUGAGGAGCUACACAUCAACAGCCAGUCCAUGAUGGGCCUGGGAGGGGACGAGGACAAACUGGAGAAUGGGGCUGGGGGGGGCUUCUUUGAGUCCUUUAAGCGGGUGAUCCGCAGCAGAAGCCAGUCUAUGGAUGCCAUGGGCCUCAGUAACAAGAAGCCACACACUGUCUCCACUAGUCUCAGUAGCAGCUUUACUGAGACCCCCAAAACCCCAGGGAUAUCUCUGAUCAUUCCUGGGAAGAGCCCCACCAGGAAGAAGUCUGGGCCCUUCAGCGCCAGACGGAGCAGUGCCAUUGGGAUCGAGAACAUCCAGGAGGUGCAGGAGAGGAGUCGGGAAGUGUCUCCCAGCACACAGAGGACUCCAGACAGUGGACACAUCUCCCAGGAACCCAAAUCAGAGAACUCAUCCAAUCAGAGCUCACCAGAGAUGCCCACCACAAAGAACAGUUUGGCCAUGUGUUGCAGGGCCCCUUCUAUCCCUGAGGCCCAGGACCUUUCCCGCUCCUCGUCCAAUGCCAGCAGCUUCGCCAGCGUGGUGGAGGAACACGAUAACGAGGGCAUCGAGGAGUACGACACAGGACUGGAGAGUCUGUCCUUUUCUGGAACACCACACAAGAGGGACUCAUUUGCGUACGUCUCCUGGGUAGAGGAUAGUGUGAGCAGUACUAGUGCCACCAGCCAGGGCAGCUCUCCAGCACCUGCAUGGCCCCAGCAGCCUGAGGGGGGCAAAGGGGUAGAGCUCAAAAAGGCGGAGAGCCGAGACAAGACAGAGCGUUCACAGGAUAAGUCAUCAUCGCAUUCCCAUAAGAGGCACCCCCUGCAGGAGAUGAAGCAAGCGCACGUGUUUUCCACCACUGACGCAGAGGAGGAGCAGAGCUAGUCGCUGGGACAGAGACAGACCUGGUGUAGGCUAGUCCAGUCUGAACAGCCAGGUCCAUGGACAUGCACUUACUGCCCUCCCUCAUCCCAACUCUAUGUGGCUGACUCCCAGCAUGCCUAGAGGGGUGAAGGAGAGGAGCGGCCCGCACCCAUUCCCAAAAGGAGUGCCACUCACACAGCAUCACUUCUGGCUGUUGUCUGUUGGCUCGCUUAGCCUGCAUACAUUUUUGCUCCGUGAGCUCUGUGAAGCCUGAAUCAUAGUACACUCUCCCUUGUCCUGUCUAUGGCAUUGUUUAUUGUUUUGUUUUGAAGGUGAUGGCAGGGGUGGAUCUUAAGCAUUAGACAGAUUGGUGUUGCAGGAGAUCCGUUGAUCAUGCAUUAGGGGAAGUUUUCUGUUAGGCUAAAGAGGAAUGCAUGAGAAGGAUAAGAGGGUGUUGUCCUGUUGUCAUUGUUGGAAGAACUGACAUUAUUGCUCCCAUCAACCUCAUGUCCCACCAUGAUACUGUACAUUUGUUACUCUUGGUGUCCCGGAUCCUUUGAUGUCACACCAAGCCUGUUUUAUUAAUGGUCAAUUAUGAGUGUAAUGGUGGAUGUUGACUAGAAACUUUUGGUAAAUGUUACAUGUUUUUGAUAGAAGGUACUUUUAUCCUCAUGCUGCUGCUGGUUUUGAUUCCAUUAUUCAUUUCCCCUGACAAACUGUACAAUUACAGUUUGCAGUUUAUGUUGAUGAAUGGAAAAUAUUUUACUGACUCCAUAACUAUGGUCAACCUAUUUCAGGCCAUUUAAAGGGGUAAUCUGCAGUUCUAAAAAGAACAAAGUGGCAAACCCGCCACUAUUUCAAUAACCAGCUGAGUGAUGGGGCUGGAGAAAAGUAACCACUCUCAAAUUCAUAGACAAAGCUAUGGAUGCAAGGACUGACCAUCUAUGAU
Coregonus clupeaformis (lake whitefish) is the source of this 3458-nucleotide messenger RNA. Its product is annotated as rap1 GTPase-activating protein 1-like. The record is from RefSeq and is a predicted model, not a curated record. Gene Ontology annotation, molecular function: GTPase activator activity. The transcript has 22 exons. Gene Ontology annotation, biological process: activation of GTPase activity; regulation of small GTPase mediated signal transduction. Bases 485 to 2530 code for a protein of 681 amino acids. Lineage: Eukaryota; Metazoa; Chordata; Actinopteri; Salmoniformes; Salmonidae. Gene Ontology annotation, cellular component: cytoplasm.